AUGGAGGUGCUGGAGGUGCUGGAGCUGGAGGUGCUGGAGGUACUGGAGCUGCUGGUGCUGGAGGUGCUAGAGCUGGAGGUGCUGGAGCUACUGGAGCUGUUGGUGCUAGAGGUGCUAGAGCUGGUAGUGCUGGAGGUACUGGAGCUGCUGGUGCUGGAGGUGCUAGAGAUGAAGGUGCUGGAGGUACUGGAGCUGCUGGUGCUGGUGGUGCUCGAGCUGGAGGUGCUGGAGGUACUGGAGCUGCUGGUGCUGGAGGUGCUAGAGCUGGUAGUGCUUGAGGUACUUGAGCUGUUGGUGCUAGAGGUACUGGAGCUACUGGUACUACAGGUGCUGGAGCUGGAGGUACUGGAGCUGGAGGUGCUUGGCAGUACGGGUACUCCGUCGCGCCGCCCGUUUUUCUACCCGCAGCUGCAGUCGUCCCUACCACCGCCUGACUCGGCACUUCGUUCUGUUUUUAGUCUUCUGUCUUCCACUGGCCUUACUCCGCCUCUCCUGUGUCCUCCGCCUGACCAGUCACAGCCACCGUUACUGCCUGGCUCCAAAAUGCCUACUCCGUCUCCUUAUCGUGUGCAGACAGGGUCCUUCGCAGAACGUCGUGAGCCUGAGUCAAGUCUUACCUCCUCUGUUUGCACUAUCAGUCGUGCUCGUCGUCCUCGUCCUCCACAUGUUCUUGGCACGCACACAAUGGCACUUCGUCCUUCCUCUGUUCCACAACGUGUUGCACUGCCGUUUCCUCCGGCAUCCUCUCUUCCUGAUGUUCCUGACCCUGAGUCUGACCAUGCUCGUGCUGCUAGUCCUACUGUCACUCGUCUCCUCGCCACUAUCGUCACUGACCCUUCCUUUUAG
This is a messenger RNA of Closterium sp. Yama58-4, 846 nucleotides long. The record is from the annotation of a GenBank genome assembly. Lineage: Eukaryota; Viridiplantae; Streptophyta; Zygnematophyceae; Desmidiales; Closteriaceae.